AUGAUAUCUGAGAGUGACUGGUGCGUGGUAGGCAGGUACCGUUGGCGGUCGAUUUCUCAGCGGUAUGCACAUUUAGAGGAACAGAGUCUGUACGAUGAUGCAGGUGCCCCCGAAAAUAUUCCCAUCAUUUUCUAUGACACCAGACAGGAAGAUGGGAAAACACUGGCCCCACUCUAUGUCGCUAGAAAAGUUUUAGUACCACAAGCUUCAUCCAAAAAAGCAAAGGUGAUUUCUGGGUGUACUCAGCCGCAGAGUACGAUGCCUGUGAUGCCCUUGGACCCGAGUGUCAAUUGUGGAACGUCUCCUGUAGCCUCUGUCUCUCGUCAUCCGGAAAACUUCCCGCUGGUAGUGGGGACAACUCUUCCAGUGCCAUUACAUACCAUCUUUUUGGUUCUCAUCACUGUCCUAUUAGGUGAUAUUGCGGUGACCGCCGCUGGCAUGACGACUACAUCCACAAGCUCUUCCAUGACUGCUGUUUGUUGCCUUGCGACACUUGGCCCGGAUGUUAUAUCUAUUGGCCUCAUCCUGAACCGAGGGAGGAAUUCCGCUUUUGCAGCUAUUCAUGUAGUAUUGUGGCCUUGCUUUCUGAUUCUCUUUAUUUUACCUUUUAUUUCGAAGCUUUUCAUUGUACAUAUUCUCUUCUCUGUUGUCCUAUUACUUUUUCUUGUGCGCUUCCGCAUGGGCACGUACACCACAUUUUUUACUUUUUAG
Messenger RNA from Trypanosoma rangeli, 711 nucleotides. RefSeq lists its product as uncharacterized. Bases 1 to 711 code for a protein of 236 amino acids. The transcript has a single exon. Lineage: Eukaryota; Euglenozoa; Kinetoplastea; Trypanosomatida; Trypanosomatidae. The record is from RefSeq and is a predicted model, not a curated record.